UUAAAGUAUAAUUAACGAUGAGGAUGAGAGCCUUAAGCGGCCUCUAGUAGUAUAGUAUAGAGAGAAAAGAAGAGAGCUCCCCUCUCCUCCUUCGCCACCAUUUCACUUUUCAUCACCGAAGAAGGCAUCAAUCUCCGGCGUCUUCUCUCUCUCAGGGCAUCUGUAAAAAUGCUUCAAGGACUACUACUCUUGUCUGCUUAAAGUAUUUUAUUAUAGUUGGUAAAUAUGGGAGGUUGCUGUUGUUCCUCCAGGAAGUCACAUCUUGUUGGCACACCUGUUUACUAUUACUGUCCAGAAUCUUUUGAAGAGGUUGGGCCUUCAGGAACCCGAGCUGCUGUGGGAUCAGCACUCACCGCAGGCCUCUUGGUUGAUAUAGGUUUGGAGACAUCUAUACCUGACACCUUUUGUGCUCCUGCUCCUCUUCCAUAUGAUUUGCUUUUGGGGAAACCACAGUCCACAGAUUCUGAAUCUAGCAAAGGAAGGAUUAGUGGAAGCAGUUUUGAAACGCUAGCAACAUGUGAAGAUCUCGGUGGGUCAGACUGUAAAACUCAAGACACCUCAGACAUUAUUUCCCCGAGGAAAUCAGAUUUCUCAAAUCAAAAAGGAUGGAAGAAAUUGGUGGAUGAAGAGGAGGAGGAUGAAUGUUGUCCCAUUUGCUUUGAAGAUUAUGAUGGUGAAAAUCCAAGACUAACGACAAAGUGUGAGCAUGAUUUUCACCUCUCUUGUCUUCUGGAGUGGAUUGAAAGAAGCGAUAGUUGCCCUAUCUGUGAUAAGGAAGUUGUGUUUGAUGAUUGCUUGAACUAGCAUAUCACAAUCCCCUGGCUUGAAAGAUUGAAGGUGUGCCGCUUUAUUUGGUUAGUCUACUACAUAAAAUUUGUAUACAUCUCUUUUUGGUCCUUGCUGGCUCGUAAUUGUUUUGUUGGGUGUCCACAUUGUCUGCUGCUUAGUUAUUAUUUUUUUUUUUUUUGACGAAUUGGUUAUGUUGCAAUCAUAUGGAUGGAAUAGACAUACAAUUGUAAAUAUUACCUAGUAUCUUUUUUGUUGGUGUGUGAUAAAGAAGAUACAUAGGUCCAAUUCGGCUGUUCGAUUGUUUGCAUCUCCAUAAAACAAAAUCAUGUUCA
Molecule: messenger RNA, 1121 nt
Organism: Camelina sativa (false flax)
Lineage: Eukaryota; Viridiplantae; Streptophyta; Magnoliopsida; Brassicales; Brassicaceae
Product: putative E3 ubiquitin-protein ligase RHB1A
Molecular function (GO): ubiquitin-protein transferase activity
Source: RefSeq, a predicted model, not a curated record